CCCCCAUCCCCCAUCUCAUUCCCCCAAAGCCCUCGAAGGUUCAAUUAAGGAGAACCGGAAGCGAUUACACGCCCGGAGACCCUCUCCCCCCCCCUCCACACAUCUUAUCACAAUGGAGAUGCGCUCCCUAACGAACUGCCUCCGGUCGAGGCCGACAUCUCUCCUCUACAAGCAACAACCGACCCUCCUCGCCACCCAAUUCAUCAACAAACCCUCUAUUCGCACCUAUGCCAGCAAACCCAAGGCUCCUGCUGCACCCAGAAAUGCUCAAUCUCAACCCACAACGCAAGCGUCCUCGGACUUUGACGAGAUCCUCUCCAAACUCAACAUCAACAACCGCGAAGCCGCCGAAGGCUCGCUGCGCAACCGCUCCGAAGAUACGCUCUCACUCGCCCGUGCAGUCGGCAUGUCCGCGGAAACGGAGAAUUACCGGACUCCUGUACGGCGGGUUGAGUUGAAGUUGGGGCCUACUCUUGGUCGUCAGGUGCAUGUUGAGCCGGAGAAGGGUACCGAUUUGGCGAGUGCGCUGCGGAUAUUGCACUUCAGCUGUAACGCGAAUAAAGUCAGAAACCAGGCCCUUGGCCAGAAGUUCCAUAUCAGACGGGGCCAGGUGAGGAAGAACUUGAGGAUCCAUAGGUGGAGGAAGUUAUUCAACUUCUCGUUCAAUAAGACGGUUUCUCGGAUUGAGAAGAUGAGGGCACAGGGGUGGUAAUUAGUUCCUCGGUCUUAAUGGGGUGUCACCAUGGUUUGGAUGGGUGUGUAUACAAAAUGGAAUUUUGUCCUGAUCGACGUCGAAAGGCGAUCGCACGCUAUCAUACUCACCUGAAGCGGAUGUCCUUUCUGUCAUGUAUACUACGUCACUUGAUUAGUACUUGGAGUUAGCUGGCUACAAUCAGAAUGGGAUCUAUAUC
This is a messenger RNA of Aspergillus alliaceus, 911 nucleotides long. RefSeq names its product mitochondrial 37S ribosomal protein bS21m. Gene Ontology annotation, molecular function: structural constituent of ribosome. NCBI's taxonomy places the organism in Eukaryota, Fungi, Ascomycota, Eurotiomycetes, Eurotiales, Aspergillaceae. Gene Ontology annotation, biological process: mitochondrial translational initiation; translation. The transcript has a single exon. The record is from RefSeq and is a predicted model, not a curated record. Bases 113 to 712 code for a protein of 199 amino acids. Gene Ontology annotation, cellular component: ribosome; mitochondrial small ribosomal subunit.